This is a messenger RNA of Belonocnema kinseyi, 1523 nucleotides long. Its product is annotated as lysosomal acid glucosylceramidase-like. The transcript is spliced from 6 exons. Gene Ontology annotation, biological process: glucosylceramide catabolic process. Gene Ontology annotation, molecular function: glucosylceramidase activity. Bases 1 to 1506 code for a protein of 501 amino acids. Lineage: Eukaryota; Metazoa; Arthropoda; Insecta; Hymenoptera; Cynipidae. The record is from RefSeq and is a predicted model, not a curated record.
AUGAAAGUUCAACGCAAUCUUUCAGGUGCUAAUGAAUGUGUUCCUCGGGAUUUUGGAGAAGAUAGCACUGUCUGCGUCUGCAAUUCCACCUAUUGCGACUCCACUCCCGAAACUUCUUUAGAAGCUGGAACUUUUCUCUGGUACGUUUCCUCUCAAGCUGGUCAAAGAAUGGACUUGACUGUAGGCCAGAUUACUGAUAAGAAGAAAGCAUCCAUCAUUCUGAGGCCAAACUCCUCAAAGAGAUAUCAGAAGCUGCAAGGAUUUGGUGGAUCCAUCACAGAUUCUGCAGGCAUCAAUAUCAGAAACCUCAGCCUAGCGGCCCAAGAAAAGCUUCUGAAGUCCUACUUCAGCAAAUCCGGUAGCAGAUACAAUUUAGUUCGCAUUCCUAUUGGUGGAAGCGAUUUUUCUACAAGAUUUUACACCUACGAUGACGUCCCUAAUGACGUUCUUCUAAAAAACUUUAGUCUUGCACAAGAAGAUAUAAACUACAAAAUUCCGCUGAUGCAAAAAGCUCUUGAUCUAAAUCCAGAGUUGAGGUUCAUGGCAGCAGCGUGGACAGCGCCUGUUUGGAUGAAAACUAACAAUAAUUACACCGGAUAUGGUUUCCUGAAAAAGAAGUACUUCCAACUAUACACCGAUUAUCUCCUUAAGUUCAUGAACGAGUAUAAAAAACAUAAUAUCAAAAUGUGGGCGAUAUCUACAGGUAAUGAACCAUUUACGAUGUAUAUUUCGAUAUUAGUUCCUUUUAAUUCAAUGGGCUGGAAGUCAGAAGAUGUUGGUACUUUCAUUGCCGAUAAUUUGGGCCCUUCUUUAACGAAGUCUCAGCACAAUGAAACGAUCAUACUGGCUUUGGACGAUCAGAAGAUUUUUCUGCCUUGGUUAGUUGAUCGGAUCUUCAAAAAAAAAGAAGCUAAGAAAUUUGUUAGUGGAAUUGCCUUUCACUAUUAUGCUGAUAUCAUCGUACCAGCUUUUGUAUUGGACCAAACCCAUCAAAAGUAUCCGGAAAAAAUUUUAAUAAUGUCGGAAGCUUGUGAAGGACCUUUUCCCUGGCAAACUGUAAAAGUUCGUUUAGGAUACUGGAGAAGAGGAGAGAAGUACGUCCUAAAAAUGUUCCAGAACUUGAAUCACUGGACAUCAGGCUGGGUCGACUGGAACUUAGCCCUAAACAAAGUAGGAGGACCCAAUUGGGUCAAUAAUUUUGUAGAUGCUUCAAUUAUCGUCAAUCCUGAGACUGAUGAAUUUUUCAAACAACCACUCUAUUAUAUUAUUCACCAUUUCAGCAGAUUUUUGCCUCGCGGAUCAGUUAGGAUCGAGCUCAAAGAAAGCUCGAUAAUAUUCCAUUCGCUGACUUCUAUAGCAUUUGAGACCCCACAUAACAAAACUGUGGUUUUGAUUUAUAAUGGGAGUGAAAGGUCGCAAAAGGUUGAUAUAAUUAACCCAAAAACUGGAAUCAUCAACUUAAAUUUACCAGAGAAAUCUCUGAAUACAAUUGUUUAUCAAUCAUAAUGAUGAGAAUUUUGAUA